Molecule: messenger RNA, 7896 nt
Organism: Hyla sarda
Lineage: Eukaryota; Metazoa; Chordata; Amphibia; Anura; Hylidae
Gene: MYLK
Product: myosin light chain kinase
Exons: 33
Coding region: 150-6845 (2231 amino acids)
Biological process (GO): protein phosphorylation
Molecular function (GO): protein kinase activity; ATP binding; protein binding
Source: RefSeq, a predicted model, not a curated record
GCUGCUCCGUCACGUGACUGACUCCUCUCACCUGCUGCACGGACGGUCACCUCAGAGCUGUCACCAAGACAACCGGGAGGAGGACGACACUGGAGUGAGGAGAACGGGUCAGCAGGGCGGUAGAGUGCGAGCUGUGUGUACAAGGCACUAUGGCGGAUGUAAAGAUGGUAUCAAGCCUGAAUAUUGCAAAGACUAGGGAGCCUCCCUAUAUGACAUCCCUCCUCCCCCGAGCAGUGCCCGCAUUUGUCCUACCCCCAAGGAACACCCGAGUCUCUUUGGGAAGUACAGCCAAGAUUGAUGGAAAGGUCCGGGGUUGUCCAGAUCCUCAGGUCACAUGGUACAGGAGCGGACAGCCGGUUAUAAGUGGUGGUCGCUGCGCUGUGGAGCAAAGUGCAAGAGGAACUUUCUGCCUCACCAUAAAAGAUGUCACCGCAGAUGAUGGUGGAAAAUAUACGUGUGAAGCCGCCAAUGAGGAGGGGGUGCGACAAGUGACCAUCGAACUCACUGUUGAAAGUAGCUCAACCAUGAAGUACAGUUUGCCCUCAAGAAGCGUGGGGAGCCCGUUUGCUGUCCCUCCGAUAGAAAACCGGCCUAGCAUUUGGGGAGAGUGUCCUCCUAAGUUUGUCACUAAACCUACUCGCGUUGUGGUGAAAGUGGGUCAGACCGGAAGAUUCUCAUUCAAGAUAACCGGGCGUCCUCCACCCACAGCCACUUGGAGCAAAGACAAUGUGGAGCUGCAGAGCGGAGAGCGGUACAACAUGUACGACAAGUCCGGGGUUUACUUUCUGGAGAUUCAAGGAGCCUGUAAAGCAGAUGCCGGGAUUUAUACCUGUUCUGUGGUUAAUAGUUGUGGCAGCAGCGCAGCGUCUGCAGAGUUGAUCGUUCAAGGUGGUGACAGGAGUAACGGAAUUUCUCCAGUUCUGAAAUCCCCUGUAACUUCUAAAAACAAGAGCAUUACAGACAAGAUAGAUCCUGUCCAGAGUGUUUCCUCGAUGCCUUCCGUGUCCUCGGUGUCUCGUUCUUUCCAUCCCAAGAGUGAGUCUCCAGGAAAGCUGGAGAAGGAUUUAUCUUCACCUAUCCUGAGUACAGAAAGCUCUGGUUCUCUACGUGACCUCUCCGAAGGGUCCAUAAAGAGCACUUCCUACACAAAACCUCAGGUCACAAGUUCUACCAAAGACUCACCGUCCAUUGUCUCCCAUUACAUCUCCAUUUUGGAUGCAAAGACUAAGUUGUCUUUGCCUAGUGAAGAACCUGCAGGCCACUCUGUAAAGGAGAAAUCACCUUCCUUAGAUUCACAAACUCCCACAGUGGCUUCACGUUAUAACAUAGAGUCAGUGGUAAAGCCAUCCGAGACCCCAAGCAGGCCCACCAAAGAGCUGAGCACAAUCACAUCCAGGUACAAAGGUAAUAUAGAGUCAAAAAGUCCUGAGUCUACAGCGAAAGGAGCGAUGACCAUAAAGGAGACGUCAUCUUCUCAGAAAUUGCAAAAGGUCCCUGCACCAGCAACUGUGGAUCUGGGACCUAAAGGGCCGGUAAAGCCCAGUGUGGGCGAAUGUACAGAUGGUCAUCAGUCAGUGGGUUCAUUUAUGGUACAGAGUUUUGAUUCAGCACCUAAGAAUCCUUUGAAUAUGUCUACAAAGGAGACUUCACUGAGAUCCAGUGACAAGAAGAAUUUAACUCCAAUUGACCCCAAGACAGCUCACAUUACAACCAAGGAAACCUGCCUGAAAACUACUUCUCAGCCUGUGCCCAGAACUGACCCGACUGAAGAACCAGCCCAAAACACCUGCCAGUCAGUGAAAAGCAUCUCUCUGAGGAAAAGCUCCCCAUCAUCUUCAAAAUUAUCCCAGAAGGGAGAUAUAGACCCAAAGCUUCGUAGUCAGCGGAGUCCUGGAGGAGUUUCAGAGGUCCCCAAGUCUCCUGCAGCACCCAGAGACAUGAAGGGUCCUCAGAUAUCAUCCAGCACCAUCACCUUAAAAUCUGUAAAGGUUCAGCCCCAGCCUGACUCUGACAAGACCGUCCACGGAAAAAGACUCAAUGAGGAGAAGCCGAGCACCAUGUCCCGAUCCCAGAGGGCAUCUAACCAGAAGGGGGUGGAGAAGGCUCGGAUGCCCAACUCUGGAACAGCUCCAAGCUUUGACUUCGCUCCAUCUAGUCUUGAGGUGUCUGACGGCAGCAAAGUGGUUUUCCAGUGUAAAGUGUCAGGAGAACCUCCGCCUCGUCUGGAAUGGUUUAAGGAUGGCUCCCGGGUCCAGGAGAAGGAGGGCAUGCUGCUCAGAGAAGGAUGCCGCAUUUACUCUUUACACCUGCUGAAAGCUCAGUCACAUGACAGCGGCACCUACAGCUGCCAGAUCUCCAAUGUGAAUGGUCACCAAUGCUGUACGUGGACCCUGAAGGUGAAACGCUUUGAGCCCGUAGAAUUUUCUCCGAGCUUCCUUCAGGUCUUAAAGGGUCGCACCUUGAUGGAAGGACAGGACUUGGUUCUGAGCUGUGCCGUUCAGGGGGAUCCGAGACCCGAAAUCACCUGGUUGUUAAAUGAUCAGCCCAUCCAGUAUGCCCGCGCUACAUUUGAUGAGGGGAUCGCGGAGCUGACAGUGUUAGAUGCUCUUCCAGAAGAUCAGGGCGUCUACACCUGUCUGGCGCAGAACCGCUGUGGCACGGCCUCCUGCAGUGCGACGGUGACUGUGACCGAAAGAAAGUCACCUGGAAAGCUGGAAAGUUCCAAAUCUGUGGCUCCCAAUGUCGGUUUUGCUCCAGUUUUUGUGAAAGGUCUCAGUGAUCUUCAUGUCAUGGAUGGAAGUCAGGUUGUAAUGAGUGUGGAAGUGUCAGCCCACCCACCAGCAGACAUUCUCUGGUUCCAUAAUGGUAAAGAGAUUCAGGAGACUGAAGACUUUCACUUUGAGCGGAGCAGCAGCAACUUCUGCCUCUACAUCCAGGAGGUGUUUCCUGAGGACACUGGGAAGUACACGUGCGAGGCUUGGAAUAGCCUGGGUCAGGCCCGGACCGAGGCCAUGCUGACCGUACAAGAGCCACAGGAGGGGACUCAGCCCUGGUUCAUCAGUAAACCUAAAUCUAUGGAGGUUGCAGCUGGUCAGAGCGCACUGGUGUCCUGCGCCAUCGCAGGAGAUCCCUUCCCUGAGGUUCACUGGAUCAAAGAUGGACGAGAGCUGAGCGGUUGUGAGGUUCUGCAGAACGAAGACGUCUUCACAUUGAUCCUAAGAAAUGUUCAAGAAGAAGAUGCUGGAGUGUAUCAAAUCCGACUGAAGAACGUGGUGGGUGAAUGCAGCUGCCAGGUGUCUGUGAUGCUGCAGGAGGACGCAGCGGCGGGCAGAGUGCUCACACAGCAAAGGGAGCAGCCGGGAUUUUCGGAAAGAGAUGGAUGCAAACCUGACAAUGCAUUAAGAAGUGGAGGGCUUACCCAAAGGGCUGAUGAUCAAGAGAGCAUCCGUGGCGUGCUCAAGAGGAGAGUAGAGGUUAAGGAACAUACUGAGGAAAAACUCCGGCAGCAAGAAGCGGAGCAGCAGGACUUUCGGAAUCUCCUGGGAAAGAAGGUGAUCACCAGAACCGUUUCUGAGGAGAGCCUUAAAGACGUCUCUGCAGAGCAAAUGGACUUCAGAGCCAACCUUCAGCGACAGGUCAAGCCCAAGGCCUUGUCGGAGGAUGAGCGCAAGGUCAACAGCCCACAGCAGGUGGAUUUCAGAUCAGUACUGGGGAAAAAGACUCCUGUCUCUAAGCCCCCUGUAGUGGAAAAGACUCCGGUAAAGGCUGCAACCCCUGACUUCAGGUCAGUGCUAGGAAAUAAGAAAAAAGUGCCAACAGAGAAUGGAAACGCCAACAGCAGCAACAGCACUGAGCCCCAUGAAAACGCCAAAGUGAAGCCGCUGCUGAGAGAUGAAAAGCCAAAACCUGUGGUCAAAGAGGAAAAUGCCAAGACGGUGGUCAAUCAGGAGAAGGCAAAGUCUCCAUUCACCCAAGAGAAGUUGAAGCCUUCUGCCCUAAAGGAUGAGAAGCAGAAACCUGCAACCAAGGAGGAGAAUGCAAAACCAGUGACUAACCAGGAAAAAGUAGAACCCCCGACAAAGAAGGAAAAUGCUAAACCAACCAUCAGCCAGGAAAAGGCGAAAGUGAGCGUCAAAGAAGAAAUCGCAAAGCCAGCAGUAAAUCAGGAAAAGGCGAAGCCCUCAGUCAAGGAGGAAAAGUUAAAACCUGUGGCUAAUGAAGAUACUGCCAAACCCCCAGUCAAGGUAGAUGCUGCUAAGACCUCCGCUGCGGUGGAGAAUGCCAAGCCUGUGGCCCAGGAGGAGAAGAUUGAACAGAACUGUGUGUCUGUAGUGGACGGAGAUGUGGAGAACAAGACGAGUGCGGCAGGGACCCCACCUGUGUUCUCCGAGCUCCUACAAGACGCCAAGCUGGUAGAUGGAGAGAAGCUGGUUCUACAGUGCCGGGUCACCUCAGAGCCCCCGCCGACCAUCACAUGGAUCCUCGAUGGCAAAGUCAUAAAGUCAUCAAAGUUCAUUGUGCUUGCUCAGCAAGGCUCCUUAUGUUCUCUCACCAUUGAAAAGACCUUCCCUGAGGAUGAGGGGCAGUAUAAAUGUUUAGCUGAGAAUUCAGCUGGAAAAGCCGAGUGCACCUGUAAUGUGACUGUAGAAGAUACUUCAGAUAAAACCAAGAUAACGAAAACUAAGAAGCCUAAAAGCAAUGCUGCACCUGGCAUCACGUCAGAAAAUGAAGCCUUCAUUAAGAGGAAGCCACCUCAGAAGACUCCCUUUAAAUCAGUUUCUCCGCCGCAGAUCCUUCAGUUCCCAGAAGACAGGCAGGUCCGAGCAGGAGAGUCUGUCGAGCUGUUAUGCAAGGUUGGAGGGACUCAGCCCAUCUCAUGCAUGUGGAUGAAAUUUAGGAAGGAGAUUAAAGAGAGUGAGUUCAUUAAGAUAGAAAAGACGGAGGACACCUGCAAACUGACCAUCUCUUCUGCGCGGCAAGAACACUGCGGCUGCUACACUCUGGUUGCAGAAAAUAAACAUGGCUCCAAGCAAGCGCAGAUCAAUCUGACCGUGUUCGAUAAACCGGACCCUCCAGCGGGUCAGCCGUGUGCUUCCGAAAUGAAGGGCUCGGCGCUCACCUUGUCGUGGUACGGAUCGUCCUAUGAUGGAGGGAGCGUGGUGCAGUCCUACACAGUGGAGAUCUGGGACUCCGUAGAUAAGACGUGGUCAGACCUGACGCAGUGCAGAAGCACCUCCUUCAACGUGGAGAAUUUACUACAUGACCGGCAGUACAAAUUCCGGAUACGAGCCACCAAUGUGUACGGAACCAGCGAGCCGAGCCAGGAGUCCGAGCCGGUGGAGUAUAAAGAGAAGAUAGAGCAAGAACACAAAGAUGAAGCCGAAGUUUCAGAUGAUGAGGACAAGGAGACCGAACAGGAAUACAGGAACGUCGUAGUAAACACCACACAGAAGGUGGCCGACUUCUAUGAUGUGGAGGAGCGGCUGGGAACGGGGAAAUUCGGACAAGUGUUCCGCAUCGUCGAUAAGAAAACUAAGAAGGUGUGGGCCGGAAAGUUCCUUAAGGCUUAUUCUGCCAAGGACAAGGAGAGUAUAAGACAAGAGAUCGACAUCAUGAACUGCCUGCACCACCCCAAAUUGGUACAAUGCAUCGACGCCUUCGAGUCCAAGAGCGACAUGGUGAUGGUGCUGGAACUGGUCUCUGGGGGGGAGCUCUUCGAGAGGAUCAUCGAUGAGGAUUUUGAGUUGACGGAAAGAGAAGUCAUCAAGUACAUGAAGCAGAUAGCGGAAGGCGUAGAGUUCAUUCACAAGCAAGGCAUCGUCCACUUGGACCUUAAACCCGAGAACAUCAUGUGCGUCAACAAGACCGGGACCAAAAUCAAACUCAUUGACUUUGGCCUGGCCAGAAGAUUAGAAUCCACACCGAAUCUUAAAGUGUUGUUUGGGACCCCAGAAUUCGUGGCCCCCGAGGUGAUCAAUUACGAGCCGAUCGGAUACGCCACUGACAUGUGGAGCAUUGGAGUCAUCUGCUACAUUCUGGUGAGCGGUCUGUCUCCGUUUAUGGGUGAUAACGAUAAUGAGACUUUGGCCAAUGUCACCUCAGCGACCUGGGACUUUGAUGACGAAGCUUUUGAUGAGAUUUCAGAAGAGGCCAAGAACUUCAUCAGCAGCCUCCUGAAGAAAGACAUGAAGAGCCGCUUAAAUUGUACCCAGUGCCUGCAACAUACCUGGCUGCAACAAGACACCAGCACUAUGGAGGCCAAGAAGCUGUCCAAGGAGAGGAUGAAGAAGUACAUGGCGCGGCGGAAGUGGCAGAAAACAGGGAACGCGGUGCGAGCUAUCGGGCGCCUGUCGUCCAUGGCCAUGAUUUCUGGGCUGGGAAAUGCCAGGAAGUCGUCUGGAAGUUCCCCGAGCAGCCCCUUGUCCACAGAGGCAGAGACCAAUGAAGAGGACAACCAGGCUUUCCUGGAAUCUGUAUCUGAAGAACGACCUCCCUCCAAGCCGGUGUUCACCAAAACCAUGAAUGAUAUGGAGGUGGUAGAAGGCAGCGCUGCCAGGUUUGACUGCAGGAUUGAAGGUCAUCCUGAUCCGGAAGUGAUCUGGUACAAGGACGAUCAGCCCAUCAAGGAGUCGCGUCACUUCCAGAUUGAUUAUGAUGAGGACGGAAACUGCUCCCUGACCAUCUCUGAAGUUUGUGGGGACGACGACGCCAAGUACACCUGCAAAGCCAGCAACAGCCAGGGGGAGGCGAGCUGCACCGCCGAACUCUUGGUGGAAGUGAUGGCGGAAGAGGAGGAGGAGGAGGAAGAAGAAGAAGAGGAGGAGGAGGAGGAGGAGGAAGAGUGAAUUAUAUUCUGUAUGGGACAAUUUUCUAGCCACAAACUAUAAGGGGACUAUGAGGGUGCCACCUGAAUCCCAGAAAGACACUCAAAGAAGCUGGAAGCCCUAUUCCACCCCACUGUCUUCAGACCACGUCCUCCGCCUGUAAUGCCCUAUACCCGGGGAGUUUUCUCACCGCUCACUCAGUAUAUGCAGAAUAAACACUCUGAUCUGUCAUAGAGAGGGGAACACGUGUUUCUACAAAAGAAAAGACUCCCUCUGACUAGAAACAUAUUAUCCAGCAGGGGAAGAUGUGACCGGCAGCGAUACCAUGUGGUGGGUGGAUAUCAUGAGAGGGACGUGUGUUAUGGGGUUAAUGGAGCAGAUACAAUGUAACAGAGGUGGAUCAGAUACAGUGCACAAUGAAUCGUAGUAGUGUGAAUGACAAAAGGGCAUCAAUUCUAUUGUAGUGUGAAUGGGGGGUAUACAGUGUACCAUACAGUAGCUUAUAUGAAUGGGGAGAAUACAAUGUCAAUGGAAAGAUACAAUAUAACAGUUAUUGGGGGCGGCCAUACAUUGUAGUGUGAAUGGGGGGUAUACAGUGUAUGAGAUAUAGUGUAGAAUGAUACAUUUUAUUAUAAAUGGCUACAAUCUGGAGAAGAUACAGUGUAGAGUAGUAGACACAAUACAAAGUAUCCUAUAUGGAGGGGGUGAUUGAAGGUCGUACUUGUUAGUGUGAAUGUAGGGGAUACAAUGUAACAAACAGAGUGUUAUAGUGAGACUGGAGGAGAUACAGUGUUGUAUACUGAAGUAGUUACUGUCAAUGAUUGCACCUUGUAGUCCGCACACCCCCGGCAGAGCCUUUCAUGAUCAGGACCCCUUUUGAUAACCUGCCUGAUCCUCCUUUACUGGUCCAGGGUCUUCACAUUCCCGGCAUCCGCCCUAUUAUGAGCCGCAUAGGAGCCACUUGUGCCCCAUAAAAAAUCUGUUUAAAGUCCCUGUAAGUACAGAGGAAUAUCCAUAGAAGCCAUUAUAUUGUGGGAAGAGGACCCACCUCUGAUCAGUGCGGGAACAUGGA